AUGUCUUUCGCCUUUUGCACUGCCCUUAUCUCUCACAUGUCUGCCCCUAUAAACGAAGACGUAGUGCCUCACCCUAGCGAGGAUGUAGGCAAAUCCGUGAUGUCCCAGAAGGCAACUCUUUCAUCUGACAUUGAGAGAAGACAUGAAGAUAUAAGCAACCUUGGUCAGAGACACCCUGCUGCUGCUGCUGUUGUAGGUGAGAUUAACCAAAGGCAUUCUGCUGCUGUUGCUGCUGUUGCUGCUACUACCGUUGAGGAACUCAACGGCCAACAAAACACUGAGGAAGUGAAUAGCAGAUUCUCAGAUAUUACAAAUCACAGACAUCCUGAAGAGCUUGAUCACAGAAAUUCAGAAGAACAUAAUAACAGACAUCUUGAGGAUGGCAAUCACAGGCCAGAAGUUGGGUAUAGGCACUCUGAUGAGCUCAACAACCGGCAUACUAAUGAACACAAUCUUAGGCACCCUGAUGAUUUGAAUCACAGGCAUAGUGAUGAAGCUAAUCUAAGGCUAACUACUGAUGAACCUGGCUUAAGACAUUCUGAAGAUAUAAAUUUGAGACAUAAUGAUGAGCCAACUCUGCGACACACAGAGGAUUCUACACUGAGGCAUUCGGAGGAUUCUAACCUGCGCUUGCCAGAUGACAUUGGCCAGAGACAUACAGAUGAGCUUAACAAUCGUCACCCUGGAGAAAUAAGACACUCAGAGGACUUGAGGCAGUCCGAUGACCUAAGGCAUCCUGAAACAUUAAGACAUCCUGAUGCCUUGAGACAUCCAGAGGAUAUAAGGCAUUCUGAUGCUCUAAGGCAUCCUGAGGACAUCAGGCACACUGAUGAUUUGAGGCACACGGAUGACCUUAGGCACCCAGAUGAGCUGAGACAUCCAGAAGAGUUAAGGCAUUCUAGCGGCUUGAGACACCCGGAGGAACUGAGGCACCCAGAUGACUUGAGGCACCCAGAUGAUUUGAGGCACUCAGAUGAGUUAAGACAUCCUGAUGACUUACGACAUCCGGACGAGCUGAGGCACCGAGAUGAUCUGAGACAUCAGGAUGAUCUCCGUCACCCUGAUGACUUAAGACACCCAGAUGACUUAAGGCACCCUGAUGACUUGAGACAUCCAGAUGAAUUGAGCUACAGGCAUUCUGAUGAACUUGGACUUCUACACCCAGAAAAGUUGGGUCACAGGCGUCCAGAAGAUUUGACCCAACGGAUUCCUGAUGAGCUUCGCUCAAGGCAAAUAGAUCUGAGCCACAGGCACUCAGAUGAAUUGAGUCAUAGGAUUCCUGAUGACUUUGUCCCUCAAUUCCCUCAGGAUCUGAGCCCCAAUCGCUCAGAUGACCUCAGCCCUCAUCAAUCAAUUGAUGAGCUGAAUCUUAGGCAUCCAGGUGCUGAUUUUGGUCAGAGGUAUCAUGACGAUCUAGGUCUGAGGCAUCCUGAUUCUUAUCAACCUAAUGUCAGUGGUUAUAGUGGUAUUAACAUCAAUGAACUAUCACCACCAACACCCCAGUCCAUUUCACCGUCAUCUCUGCCAGAUGUCACCUGUCACCUAAAUAAUGAGGGGAUUUUUGUUUGCCACCUGUGCAACUUUUCAGUUGCUGGAAAGGAAGCAUUUCAGGAACAUACAUCCAUCCAUUUUAAGCAUGCCUGUCCAAUGUGUGAGUACAAAUCACGAACAGAGGGGCGACUGAAAAAACAUAUUGAGAACUUUCAUAACAACCCCACACCAGAGCAGCUGGCUGCCAAUAAACAAAAGAAAGGCAAAAUGCCAGCUAAGCCAAAGAAAUUCACUUGUAAGACUUGUGGACAUGAAACACCCACAAAGGUUGAAUUUUGGGCACAUGCACGUUCUCAUAUGCGAGAAGAUAAAAUUCUCAACUGCCAGUUUUGCCCCUUUGUCACUGAAUACAAACACCAUCUGGAGUACCAUCUGCGCAAUCACAUGGGUUCUAAGCCAUUCAAGUGCAGUCAGUGCAAUUACCGCUGUGUUAAUAAAUCUAUGCUCAACAGUCACAUGAAAUCGCAUACUAAUGUCUACCCAUUCCGCUGUCAGGACUGUGGAUAUGCUACCAAAUAUUGUCACAGUCUGAAACAGCAUUUGGACAAGUUGGGACAUAUGCCGUCCACAGUCCUGAACAGUGAUGGAAGCCUACCUCAAGGACUUGAUAACAAUGUAUCUCGGUUGAGAUUUGCUAAGGGCAGACGGGUCAAAAUAGCCUGCAGGGCCCCCACUCUUCGCAAACCUGACCGACGUCAAUACAUGCAAGGUGGGUUUUUUCCAAUGGGUAUGCCACCCCAAGUGAUGAAUGGAACUGUUUUGCCCCCCUAUUGGCAUCUCAUGAACCAGAUGCCACCCAACGGUUUCCAUCCUGGUGUACCAAGACCGCCACCCCCACUGAUUCCGGUUUCUGGAGUGCAUUCUGGAGACCCACAUCAGCAGUCCCCACAGCAGCAGCAGCAUCAUCAUCAACAACAGCAACAACCAUCCCAGCUCCAACAACAGCAACCACCACCUCCACCCCAGCAUCAACAGCAAUCACAACCACCAUCUCAGCAACAACAGCAACCACAGCAGCAACCAAUACCGCCACCGCCCCCACCGCCACAUCAGCAGCAGCAGCAUCCUCCUCAAGAUGUUACAGUUUCUACCUCAGUGACAUCUGCUAUCAACUCAAGCCCUUACAAAUGCACCUUCUGUAGUGUUACUGCUGAAAAUAUGGAAUCUUUAAAUAACCACCUUUUGAAAGUUCAUGCUGCCGAGAAUCAAGAUUUGUUCAAUGCAUUCGGCAUCUCAUCUGAAGCUUUGCUUGAGGACCACAACUUACGGACAUCUAUGAUAUCCAACACUUUUAACCAUUCCGACGGAUCCGAACAGAAACGAAAUGAUCCAUCUGAUUCACUUUAUGGAAAUACAGAUAGUAACUUUCAGCGGUCCAGCAAUGGGAGUCCCCCGUUCAACGAAAUGAAAUCUGAUGUUAAAGCAGAGAAUAUCAACCAAAAAGCCACAAUGUCUUCACACCCUAUAAUUCAAUCUAGUGGUUCUUCCUCUCCGCAGGCUAGCACAAUCAAACAAAUGAUGAAUCGUUUUGGAAUGGGGCCACUGCCAACAUCUCAGGCAGGUCCAGAAGUCCCGCAAACAACUGAAAUACCACUAGAUCUGCGAAAACCUAAGUCACCUAUCAUGACUUCUCCAUUCAUGGGAACUGGUCAUGAUUUUGAUAUGAGAAAUGCCAGCAUGCCAGGAUCAAAUGUCCAACCUACAAAUGUAUUAACCUCCCCUAUAACUAGUAUUCACAGCUCUGCCCUCACAAACAUGAAACGUGUCCCCUACCAGGAAGCCAUGACUAAAAAACGUUCUCGUAAAAGUCGAGCAUUUAAAAGAGAUACAUUUCGAAUAAAAUAUGAAGACCACAUUCCAAUGGCAGAUGGAGAUGACGAGCUAUCUCGAGGGAACAAAAGCAGUAGUGUUAGCCCGGAUGUUCCUCAAGAGUGCAUGGAAACUCAAGCUUCUGAGUGUGCCCCAGAAUCUGGAGCAUAUUCCAUUUUUCCUGGGGACAAACGGAAAACUCCAACUGAAGACUAUCCUACCGGUUCUUUCCGGUCAACUCCAAGCAACGAAAAGAGCCCCCAAGGAACUGAUGAUCAUGUAAUCAGCUAUGAACAGCUACACAAAAGUCUGCAGAUCCUUAAUGAAGAACUGGAACACAAACCUGACGUUUCUGCCAACAGAACUCCUUGUCGGGGAUGCAUCGACGUGGUUCAAAAAUUGCAAUGCAAAUCAUUCAAGAAACUGGUGGAAGCCACCAUCAGACAAACAAUCAACCCCCACCUCAAACCCCCAUGUUGCCACCCCAGCAAAAUGGAGCUGGAUUACCUUUUAGACGCUAUCCCAUGA
Messenger RNA from Acanthosepion pharaonis, 3888 nucleotides. The record is from the annotation of a GenBank genome assembly. NCBI's taxonomy places the organism in Eukaryota, Metazoa, Mollusca, Cephalopoda, Sepiida, Sepiidae.